AUGCAGGCCGCACGUCUCUCGUCUCGCGCCUUCAAGGCUGCUGGCAGCAAGCAGAGCCGCAGCCUCCACAUGACGGGUCCCGCAACCUACUCAAAUCUCCUCACCUCUGAGCGUCCCGCAAUGAACCAUCCCCAGAGCCUCGCUGGUCUGCGCUACGAGUGCCAGGUGCUCAAGCUCCCCACCACCGGCUCCAAGGUAGAGCUUCAAUCCCGUCUCUCCGCACACGAACUCACAAACGGCGCUCGCACCUUCAGCACCGCGGGCAACGACUCAAAACGACCGCUCGUAGGCGCGCCCGUCACCGGCCACUCCUUCCGCCACUUCAACACAAGCCGCGAAAUGAAGUCACCCAACGACAGCUCCACGAUCGACUUCGCCUUCAUCCCCGACUUCGACCCUGAUCUCGGAAGUUCCCCCGUCGGUAUCCGGGUACCCAUUCUCCCCACAACCACCACGCCGAAUCCGAGCUACACGUUCGCGUCUGCGAUCGAGGCCGCGGAGGCAGAGGAGGAGUACUCUACGAGGCUCCCCAUGAUCCACACCGUGUCCGCACACGUCCACGCCCCCGCUGCCAUGUCUGAAGUCCACGACAACAACACCAUCGAUUUCCAGGGCAUGGCUUUCGAGGUUGCGAGCAAGCUCAAGCGCCCCGUAGAGGAGGGUGCCUCGAUGGCGCGCCAGAUUUGGGGCGGUCUCGUUGAUGACGUUCUAGGCCCCAAGGGCAAGCCCGCUUAA
This is a messenger RNA of Didymosphaeria variabile, 735 nucleotides long. RefSeq lists its product as uncharacterized. Lineage: Eukaryota; Fungi; Ascomycota; Dothideomycetes; Pleosporales; Didymosphaeriaceae. The coding region runs from base 1 to 735 and encodes 244 amino acids. The record is from RefSeq and is a predicted model, not a curated record. The transcript is spliced from 3 exons.